ACUAAUAAGGGAAUUGACGUCAAGAUCGAUACGAAUAUAUAUAAUAAACAAUAUACUGAGCUGCGAACGCUACAAGGAACAACAAAACUACGUGUUCGCCAGUAUUUAAUGUACGGAGUUGACCUCCAAGAACCAGUAUAGCGAAGCCGACCAAUGCGCUCCGGUCGUACAUAAUAUAUUAAUUCUAAAACAAAAAUAAUAAUAUUUAUUUAACACAUAAUUUAUUUAUACUCACACAUAAAGUGAUGACAGUGUUUUGUUAUCAAAAAGUGAUAAUCAAUUGACAAAAUGUGUAAAAGUUUAGUGUUUUUUGUGUCCACUCUUUUUUGGAGUUAUGCUCUUACAGAAGACUGCACGACCCCUCAAGGCAUGCGAAGUAAUUGCGUAUCUUUAUACGAUUGCCAGCCAUUAGUGAAUGCCUUCAACCAGCGCCCUCUACCGUCGAGCGUGGUGAGCUACCUCAGGAAGUCUCAGUGCGGAUUCGAGGGCUACGUGCCUAGAGUAUGCUGUGGUCCACUACCUUCUAAUGAUCAGCCACAGCCUAGACCAACGCAAAGACCAACUUCUCAACCAUCAAACCAGGAUGGGGGUGGCAGUGGGUUCUUCCAAGAAGACUCGUCCCCAGCCCCACGCAACCAGUGUGGUGUGGAUACCAAUGGAGACAGAAUCUAUGGGGGAACGUUCACGGAUUUAGAUGAGUUCCCAUGGAUGGCCUUACUGGGUUACAGAACACCAGGCAAGGGAACUAUAACGUACCAGUGCGGCGGGGUCCUUAUAAACCGUCGUUACGUGCUGACCGCGGCUCAUUGCGUCACUGGUGCCAUCAACACUGAGGUUGGAACUUUAGCAACAGUACGUCUUGGAGAAUACGACACACAACAAGAUGUCGACUGCGUGGACUCGCAGUGCGCCGACCCUCCCCAGGAGAUUGCUGUAGCUGGGGCAUACCCUCAUCCAGGGUACGCUGAUAAGAACAAGAACAGAGCUGACGAUAUUGGCAUCGUCAGGCUUGCCAAGCGGGCCGCUUACACAUACUACGUCCAGCCCAUAUGUUUAGUGGACAGUAGCGAGCGGCUCGCCGCCGGGCACGACGUUUUCGUUGCCGGUUGGGGAAAAACCCUAAACGGACGUAACAGCCCCAUAAAACUGAAGCUUGGUCUCCCGAUCUUCAACAAAAACGAAUGCAUCGCGAAAUACAGAACAUUAGGAGCUGCUUUAGUAGAGAACCAGAUAUGUGCUGGUGGGGUCUUCGCCGAAGACGCGUGCAGAGGAGACUCUGGUGGUCCUCUCAUGAAGAGAAAGCCUGAAGGCAUUUGGGAGACAGUCGGCAUUGUAUCCUUUGGCUACGGCUGCGGUAGAGACGGCUGGCCUGGCGUCUACACCUCAGUAGCCAAAUACCUAGAUUGGAUUAAAAAUACUCUUGAAACAACGAACGUGUGAUACCUAGUCGUAAGUGUGAAUUCUUUACAAUCUCACUCUAAUAAAGAAUUUCCGUCAACUGAUAUACCUUUAGUAAAAUGUGAUCUAUUUUGUUUAUAAUUUAGUGAAAUACAUUAAAGAUAAGGUU
Molecule: messenger RNA, 1567 nt
Organism: Trichoplusia ni (cabbage looper)
Lineage: Eukaryota; Metazoa; Arthropoda; Insecta; Lepidoptera; Noctuidae
Product: serine protease 7-like
Exons: 7
Coding region: 289-1440 (383 amino acids)
Biological process (GO): proteolysis
Molecular function (GO): serine-type endopeptidase activity
Source: RefSeq, a predicted model, not a curated record